GCCCCCGCUCGCUCUAUGGCCCGCCUUCGGGGUGGUGCCAGCAUUUGGUCCCGCCCCUUGCAUAUUCGACUUCCGCUCGGGAAAGUCUGCUUCCGGCCCCUGGCGCCUUGCCCGGCAAGAUGGCGGCGCGGCGGCCGUUGCGGGUGUUGGGGCUGGCGGGCUUCCGACAGAGCGAGCGGGCCUUCCGCGAGAAGACGGGAGCCCUGAGGAAGGCGCUGCGGGGCCGCGCCGAGCUCGUGUGCCUCAGCGGCCCGCACCUGGUCGCGAAUGCCGCGGGCCCCGAGAGCGUCGGGCCAGCCUCCGGCGAGACGGCCCUGCCCGAGCCCUGCCUUCCGGAGGAGCAGCCUCGAGGCUGGUGGUUUUCAGAACAGGAAGCAGACGUUUUCAACGCCCUGAGCCAUCCCACAGUGUGCAGAGGUCUGGAGGAAGCCUUGGGAACCGUGGCACAGGCACUGAAGAAACUGGGGCCUUUUGAUGGGCUUCUUGGUUUCAGCCAGGGGGCCGCGCUAGCAGCCCUUGUGUGCGCCCUUGGCCAAGCGGGAGAUCCUCGCUUUCCCUUGCCAAGGUUUAUCAUCCUGGUGUCUGGUUUCUGUCCCCGGGGCCUUGGACUCAAAGAACCCAUCCUGCAGGGCCCCUUGUCGCUGCCUUCCCUCCAUGUUUUCGGGGACACUGACUGUGUCAUCCCCCCUCAGGAAAGUAUGCAACUGGCUAGCCGAUUCACUGGAGCCAUCAACCUCACCCACUCUGGUGGCCAUUUCAUUCCAGCAGCUGCAGCCCAGCGCCAGGUCUACCUCAAGUUCUUGGACCAGUUUGCAGAGUGAAAGAUGAACAGGGGCUCUGCCCUACAUCCCCUACCCCCACAUGACCUUGGGGCAGCCUCUGGACUCCAGCCUCCCUGUCUUUCCCCUGUUCUGGGAGCUCAAGUGCGGUAGUGUUCCUCACUAUCACCAAUUAAGAGACAUAUCAGUUUUUUAGACUCAAAUUAUUAUAAGCCCAGCUCUACACUCAAGAAAAAAGGGAGCAGGAUACUCAAACAUGACGUCUGAUACUCAAACGUGAAAAAGGCCAGUGGACCCCUGGAUGAGUGGAGGGUGGCAUGGGAAAAGCAGGGGCUGGCACUGUGACUGCCACAUAAUAAAGUGGUGAUUUGGA
Molecule: messenger RNA, 1152 nt
Organism: Lynx canadensis (Canada lynx)
Lineage: Eukaryota; Metazoa; Chordata; Mammalia; Carnivora; Felidae
Gene: OVCA2
Product: OVCA2 serine hydrolase domain containing
Exons: 2
Coding region: 120-821 (233 amino acids)
Biological process (GO): response to retinoic acid
Cellular component (GO): nucleus; cytoplasm
Source: RefSeq, a predicted model, not a curated record